Messenger RNA from Loa loa (African eye worm), 588 nucleotides. RefSeq lists its product as hypothetical. Gene Ontology annotation, biological process: regulation of GTPase activity; endoplasmic reticulum to Golgi vesicle-mediated transport. Gene Ontology annotation, cellular component: cis-Golgi network; trans-Golgi network; TRAPP complex. The record is from RefSeq and is a predicted model, not a curated record. NCBI's taxonomy places the organism in Eukaryota, Metazoa, Nematoda, Chromadorea, Rhabditida, Onchocercidae. The coding region runs from base 1 to 588 and encodes 195 amino acids. The transcript is spliced from 6 exons.
AUGAAUUCACUGGUAUCUGGACCCUAUUUUCCGUUCGAAUUUUUGCAUGCUGAAAUAAUAAGAUACGAGAAACAAAGAGAGAAAGAGCAGAUUGACAAACGAAAAAGCUGGAUUGAACAAAUGCGAAACAAUCCGCAAAUGGAAGUCUCGUUAUUGGAUGAACAAUUGAAGUCGGUGAAACAAGUUUUCAUUCAGGGAAAUGCUGAAACACGUCUGGAAGCUCUUGGCUACCGCGUCGGUUUCGUGCUAGUUGAAAAAAUUGCCAAGGAUUUGCCGAGGUUAAUCACUGAAUUGGAGAGAAUGAAGUUUCUUUGUAAAGAAUUUUGGACUGCUGUAUUUGGUAAACAGGUCGAUAAUUUACGUACUAAUCACCAGGGGAUUUACGUAGUACAGGACAACAAAUUUUUCAUCUUAGCAGGUUUUGCGGAAGGGAAACAGUAUGUGGAAGAAUCUGCUAUUUAUUUAGCCUUUCCAUGUGGUAUCAUAAGAGGUGCACUGUACAACCUCGGUAUCACUUCGUUAGUUACAUCUUCGGUGGAGAAUGUCCCGGCUGUGAGAUUUCAUGUACAUAUGCAACAGAAAAGUUAA